UAUUUCAAGAAGUCCGUUAUCUCCUGUUCCACCAAUCAAUGCAAAAAUAUACAUGACAGAUUUCGAGGAUUACAAGAAGAACUUUCAUGACAUAAAGAAGAUCGCUGAAGUUGGUACGUUGGUUGUCAAAGCAUGUAUUGUAUAUUCUACCAUAAGCUCCCGUGUUAUCUUAUGUUAUUAUACUGAUAUGGUUUGUGUCUGAACUACCUGAAAAAUAUAUCUCAAACGUAGAGGUUCAGUGUAGGUAGUAUUCUACAAUAAGCUGUCGUGGUUUGUGUCUGAACUACCUGAAAAUAUAUAUCUCAAAUGUGGCGGUUCAGUGUAGGUAGUAUUCUACAAUAAGCUGUCGUGGUUUGUGUCUGAACUACCUGAAAAAGAUAUCACAAACGUGGUGGUCCAGUGCAGGUAGUAUUCUACAAUAAGCUGUUGUGGUUUGUGUCUGAACUACCUGAAAAAGAUAUCUUAAACGUUGUGGUCCAGGUGGUAGUAUUCUACAACAAGCUGCCGUGGUUUGUGUCUGAACUACCUGAAAAAGAUAUCUCAAACGUGGUGGUCCAGUGUAGGUAGUAUUCUACAAUAAGCUGUCGUGGUUUGUGUCUGAACUACCUGAAAAAGAUAUCUCAAACGUGGUGGUCCAGUGUAGGUAGUAUUCUACAAUAAGCUGUCGUGGUUUGUGUCUGAACUACCUGAAAAAGAUAUCUCAAACGUGGUGGUCCAGUGUAGGUAGUAUUCUACAAUAAGCUGUCGUGGUUUGUGUCUGAACUACCUGAAAAAGAUAUCUCAAACGUGGUGGUCCAGUGUAGGUAGUAUUCUACAAUAAGCUGUCGUGGUUUGUGUCUGAACUACCUGAAAAAGAUAUCUCAAACGUGGCGGUCCAGUGUAGGUAGUAUUCUACAAUAAGCUGUCGUGGUUUGUGUCUGAACUACCUGAAAAAGAUAUCUCAAACGUGGUGGUCCAGUGUAGGUGGUGUUCUACAAUAAGCUGUCGUAGUUUGUGUCUGAACUACCUGAAAAUAUAUAUCUCAAAUGUGGCGGUUCAGUGUAGGUAGUAUUCUACAAUAAGCUGUCGUGGUUUGUGUCUGAACUACCUGAAAAAGAUAUCUCAAACGUCGUGGUCCAGGUAGGUAGUAUUCUACAAUAAGCUGCCGUGGUUUGUGUCUGAACUACCUGAAAAAGAUAUCUCAAACGUGGUGGUCCAGUGCAGGUAGUAUUCUACAAUAAACUGUCGUGGUUUGUGUCUGAACUACCUGAAAAAGAUAUCGCAAACGUGGUGGUCCAGUGUAGGUAUUAUUCUACAACAAGCUGUCGUGGUUUGUGUGUGAACUACUGUACCUGAAAAAGAUAUCUCUAACGUGGAGGUUCAGUGUAGGUAGUAUUCUACGACAAGGUACCGGUACUACAUUUUUUAUAUUUUUACUAGCUACUCUGAAGACGACAGUCAAUGUAGAAUCUCGAUGUGAUCUGAAGUAUUUAAGAAUACUUAUCGACGAAUUUCUCAAUAAAGAGGUAAAUAAAGUAAUGUUCAAACCAUCGGCCUGAUAAUUAAUCACCGUCUCUUAUCAUUGGUUUUGUGGACCGUACCAAUAAAGAAUAAUUAUUUGCUUUAAAGAAUAAGGAAGGAGUUGACCUUGAAAGCUGCUGGUGUUUUCUAGAUGGUAAGUUUCAUAUAUACCGUUAUUUUUAACUCACUCAAAGUGUGAAUUUUAAUCUGCAUUGUGAAAUAAUACAUGUAGUUGAAAAUUCGUAUUUGAUUUAUAUUUAGCUUCGUACAGUGAUCGAGUGUACCGAAUAGACCCUGCUCAGGUGAGCUUCAUUUUAAAGUGCGACUAACCACUAAUAUGAUUUUUGGUAUGUGUAAUAUUUGGGUCAUUCGAAAAAGAAAUGUAAUAUAUCUUUAUAAUAAAAAAUUCCAUCUUGAUCAACUUUUUCACUGUCAAAGUUUCCGGAUAUGAUGUCAUUAGGUGAAUUGCAAAUUAGUUUUCCUUUGUUUUUUGUACCAAAAAUUUACCUAAUGACAUCAUAUCUGGAACUUUGACAGUGAAAAAGUUGAUCAAGAUGAGGUUUUUAACUAUAAAGAUACAUUACAUUUCUUCUCAGAAUGACCCAAAUAUUACACAUAUCAAAAAUUAUAUUUGGGGUUAGUAGCACUUUAAAGUUUUUAUCUAUUCAGUUCUUGCAAGCGACAUGAAUCAGCCGAGAUUUAUGGAAAUUUCUAGAAAGCUUUGUAUUAUAGGAGGGACUUUAUGACGUCACGGACAUCUUAGAAGAUGGGAUAUUUAUUGUGAAAAUUAACGAAGAGGAAGAAGCUGAGAGGUAAUAGUACAUGAUGUUAAACCAUUGUUGAAAUUUAACAGAUGAUUGUGUGAAACCAAAACUGCAAAAUAUGAGAAUGGCGUAGUGCAUAUGAAUAGCUGUUAUUUUUGUUUCAUUCUUUUAGAAGAGUUAAAGAGGAUGUUUUAACUCAAGGUAAACUUAAAGAAUCCCAAAUGGAGCAUGAAUUGAACUAACUUUAUACUGUACAGCUCUAUCAAUUGUAAACUGUUCUUCCUUUAGGUCCAGUAAGAGUCGUCUCUUAUUGAUCCAGUUUUACUACAGAAGGAAACUUAAACUAAACUAACUUUAUUUUUACUGGAUAGCUCUAUCAGUUCUGAACUGUUCUUCCUGGAGAUCCAGUAAGGGUCAUCUCUUAUCGAUCCAGUGUUACUACAGGAGAAAACUUAAACUAAACUAACUUUAUUUAUACUAGAUAGCUCUAUCAGUUCUAAACUGUUCCUCCUAGAAGUCCAGUAAGAGUAAUCUCGUAUUGAUCCAGUGUUACUACAGGAGGAAACUGGGGUAUUUGAUGAAUGCAGCGUUUGUAUAAAGUCAAACUGAAAGCACUGAGACUUCUCACAUUGUGACUUAGAUGAAAUGACAAUCAGACAACUGCAUAUUGUAGGUCAUGUCAUGUGACAGACACAUGCACCAACCACUAACAUCCAGUCUGUUGAAAUAAAUUACUAUAUAUUUUGUUUGUUUAGAUUUAAUCAAAGCUUGCAGUGAGGGAGACUUAAGCAAAGUAAGCUCCUUAUAUUCUGAAGUAAGCUUUACUCGAAUUUUUCGAUGGUGAGAUUUUUGCACAUUAAAAUUUCAUCUUUUCUGAUCAUUUUGAUACCAGUCUCGAUGCGAAAUUCAAACUAGAAGUUAGUGAAUUUUGUGUUUAAAGAUGGGUCCCUCUUGCGAAAAACUGGUUCGCGGUGUGACGUCACACCACUGAUCACCAAAGGUCUUUUUUUUCGCAAAGAAAGUGGCAAAAUUGGCGACUUCGAAGGCUUAUAAAAAUAAAGCUACUUGGAGUUUCGGAAAACGGUUUGCAUCUUUCGAACCAGUGCAAGAACUCUAUAACGUAAUGCAAAAAAUCUCACCAUCAAAAAAUUCGUUGCAUAAAGGCGGUUUUCCACUAGGCGAAAUUUUUCGACCGAAUCGAAAUUUCUCUUUGUUUCAUGAGCUAUCAAGCAGAACUAAUUGUAAAAAGACAAAGAGAAAUUUCGUUUCGGUCGAAAAAUUCCGCCUCCUGGAAUCAGGCCUUAAGGCCUAUAACGAAUUAAAAGUUUCUGGCCGUUGCGAAAAGUGUAAGUUUACAAGAAGUUGUAAUGAAUGCUCGACUACCUGGAAUGAUUAAGAUUCGAUUCCUGCCAGAUGCCUAUAUUAGCUAUAUAUGCUUGUAUUUUUCGCAACUGCUUCUGGGCAGUUUUGGUAAUUUUUUUGGCUGGCAUUUGGUAAGUAUGACGCCAAACUGCCAAAGCCAGCCGAGUAAAGGGCCUAGGUCUAGUCUGGAAACUGUAUGUAAUUUUUGCUCAAAAUUCCACCUGUUUCCAGGUUGAAAGUGUUCAGCAAUCUGGAGUGAGUCUUUCAAGGGCAGAUAUCUACGGUCGCUCACCUUUACAUUACGCUGUCAUUAACAACCGACCUGAGGUUGUGGAAUAUAUCGUAUCUCAUGGUAAGAUCUCAAUGGUGCGCUGGACUAUAUGAGAGUUCAUUUUUGACUGCAUACAUUCAUAAUUGUGCUUGGUUUUUUUUUCAGUCAGUGUUUCCGCGUUAAAUCAAGUCGAUGACACGUAAGUUGUCAAUAUGUAGAUUUACCACUGAUCUGUAAUAAGAUUGGAUAAGGGACCGGUCAUUUUUUAUGGGGGGGGGGGUGGCACCGAAGAGAAAAGGGUUGGGUAAACAAAAUUUUGAGUGAGUAAAAGGUUGGGUAAAUGAAAAACAAAACAACUCAAGGGUUGGGUAAUAAAAAUUUCCAAAGCAUGACUCACUGAAAUAUUGGAGACUAAAAAGCAAUGUCAACAGUCAUAUGUCAAUACAAUAUGUGAAUCAAUCGGAGUCACUGUCUUGAUCACUGGUUUUCAAUUUGUUGGGAGACAAAUGGUGUCUCCAAAGAAAGUACAUGUGCAGACAACAUGAAACUUUAGUGUGCAAAAAAAUUCACAAUCCGUUAUCAAACUCAUGUCACAGAAGUGGCAAGGGACUUGUGUGACAACUGAAUGGUACCAUUUUGUAAAGUUUUUGGCCAGGGGUGGGUAUUUAUUUUUUCAUUGAUAUUUGAGGUUGGGUAAUCAAAUUUUUUACUUUUUAAUGGUCGGGUCAGCAAAAUUUUUGCCACGAAAAACAUUUCUCUUCGGUGCCAACCCCUACCAUAAAUAAUGACCGGUCCCUAAAGCAUCUGUUGUGCAUAAGUGAAGCCAAUGGCGGCCAUAUUGGAUGGCCCCACCAUUAAUCUAAUCCAAGGCCGGGGAGGCGGCAGGGGGGGGGGCAAAAUUCCCGGGGCCCGGAGUGCUCAGAGGGGCCCGGAAAUCUCGGUAAAAUGUGCGUAAUGCUUAUCGCUUUAUGUUUGUCCUAAAUGAAACACGCUAUCCUCUGAUCGUCGUCAUCGAUCGUAAAACGUACCAAAUGUGAAAUUAAUAAACGAUUUUUCGAUCGUUCUCUCAGCAAAAUCAUAAACUGAACAUCGAUCGUUCACAUUGCGUUUUUUUAUCAGUUAUGCGGCGGUUUCUUGCAAGUAAUUCGCUGGCAAUUCGCUCGUUGAUUGCGAUUCAAAAUAGCCAGCGGUCGAGAGUCGAGAGGGACAGGUGGCCCGUGUUCACCAAUCGUCAUUUUGUCCCGGGGCCCGUGGUUGGCUCUCGUCGACCUUGAUCUAAUCUGGUGUUGUGGACAUGUUUAACUCUUCCUUUAUGUUUCUAAUCACUAGUGGGAAAAGACAAAUAUUGCCUAGAUAAGAAUUUAUCCUCACUAUAGCCUCUCUUUUUUCCCACAUUUUCCGGUGAAUAACUAAUGAGGCCAUCAAAUAUGGCUGCCAUAAGCCUCAUUAUGUGGUGUAUAAAACGUUCUAAAACUACUUCGAGGAGGUUUUGGAAGCUAUAUUUGACAAGUCACAUAGGCGAAGACAUUUGCUUUAUAGUCUAUCUGAACUUAAACAGCAAACGAUUAGACUGGUCAUGAAUUUGACUGAUUUAUAAAGCUCAUCUCAUUAAAAUAUUCUGGCUUCAAAAUCGGAUUACUGAAUUCAAUAGGAUGCUUUAUCCAGUCUUAUUUCAGAUCAGUGAUAUUUACAGACAAUGACAGAUGGUCGAAGAGACCAUCUCAAUAUCUCCAAGCGAAAUCGAUACCUUCACUGCCAGCUUAGCUGUUCUUAAUGCUUUCCCAACCCUAUAUCAAGUUAAAACAUAGUUGGAACACUCAUCAUAUUUUGUUAAUCUAGAGUUCGAAAUGUCCCCUGUGACAAUGCGUGACUGCAAACUCUCAUCCUCGUGAAUAUAAUUUGACAUCGCUUAUUCUCAUUCUAGUGGACAGACGGCGUUGCAUAAAGCUGCCAUAUUUCGAGUGCCAUCAAUAUGCACGACCCUAGUGCACGCCGGGGCGGAUAUUGCAAGAAAGGAUUACAAUGUAAGAGAGAUUUUUUGUGCAUCUCGUUCCAUCAAACUAAUAGUACAUGGGGUUCUUUUGUAGAUGAAAUUUUACAAGAUAUACAUUUUAGACGUUUUAUGUUAGUCCGUCCUUAGUGUAAAUCGUGCCAAUGUGAACUUAAAACCCUAAUUGAAUUGUUUUGUGUUGCAUCUCAUCAAUUGUACUUGUUCUCUUCAGGGGAAUACCGCUGCAAUGAUAGCCACAGAAAUGGGAAAUAAUAAAUUGUCAAGUUAUUUGCUGGGUAGGUUUAAUUUUGCAAUAUGGGAGAACAGUUUAGAACUGAUAGAGUUAUCUAGUAUAAAUAAAGUUAGUUUAGUUUAGGUUUUCUCCUGUAGUAACACUGGAUCAAUAAGAGAUGAUGCUUACUAGACCUCUAGGAAGAACAGUUUAGAACUGAUAGAGCUAUCCAGUAUAAAUAUAGUUAGUUUAGUUUAGGUUUCCUCCUGUAGUAACACUGGAUCAGUAAGAGAUGAUCCUUACUCGACCUCUAGGGGAAACAGUUUAGAACUGAUAGAGCUAUCCAGUAUAAAUAAAGUUUGUUUAGUUUAGGUUUCCUUCUGUAGUAACACUGGAUCAAUAAGAGAUGAUGCUUACUGGACCUCUAGGGAGAACAGUUUAGAACUGAUAGAGAGCUAUCCAGUAUAUGAAUAAAGUUAGUUUAGUUUAGGUUUUCUCCUGUAGUAACACUGGAUCAAUUAGAGAUGAUUGACUCUUACUGGACCUCUAGGAAGAACAGUUUAGAACUUAUAGAGCUAUCCAGUGAAAAUGUUAGUUCAGUAGCAUAACUUUGUUUUUCAGAACAAGAGAAGUCGCAGGAAGAGGACAGUGACGGUCAGGAGACAUCGGUAUGACGUCAUUGGAUGUCUGGGAGCACAUACACAUCACAUGACACGCUGGGAAGUAUUUGAAUAUUUCUUUACAUGUAUCAAAAUAUCAGUUUAUGCAACUGCGCUGUAUCUUCGCAGGAAUCUGUUGUUGAUUCUUGCCAGGUUGAAAAAAAUGAUCGAUCCAUCGUCAGCCAAUGUUGAACAUUGCCAAUGUUCAGGCAGUCCCAAGAAUGCUGCGUUGGAGCAACAUUUGGAAUGAUUUGAAUGACACUUGAUAUUUUUUCACAAGAAUCAACAACAGGAUUAGUGUCACGCCAUGGUAUCAUGGAUUUUGGUAUUAUUUUUAUCUUCGAUGUUCUGCCUAAAUCAAGAAAUAACGUUAAAAAUACCAUGUGUGGUAGCUACAUUUUCAAUAAGAAUCGAGGAUUCUCAAAUGAUGGUGUAAAUAUUUAAUGGUUUAAAUAUUUACCUACAAAUCGAACCUGCAAUAUCCAUGGUGUGACACUAAUCUUUUUAAUCCCGCAUCGAACCUCGGCCAUCCUAAACUCCGCGUAUAAAGCUUUUUACUGUAUAGUGAACAACUUAGAUAUCCGAAUUUAUGUCCGGGGGAAAAUGGUCAAAACGCGCUAUACUGAAUGUCAAAACAAGUAGGACACUGAGCUGUAUUAGCAACUGGGGUAUCUACUCAAAUUUAAAGUAGAUGAACAUAAUCCCGGAACAAAUUGAGAAUAUAUUAAGUAGCGGAAUUUCUGUUAUAUCCCAUGCAUCUUUCGCGCACAAUAGGGCUGGGUUAGGGUAGGGGGCUGGGAUUAGGGUUAAAAUCAAUGAGAAAUGUAUUUGUGCCCGUAACAUGAGGGUAUUAGCGAAGCUCUGAAAUAUCGCUCUGAACGCAUCAACUUAAACUGUAAUAUCGCUCUGAACGCAUCAACUUAAACUGGAGUGUUAUUUAAAUACAAUCACACUAGAACUCAGUUAGAGUUUCGUCUAUAAUUCGCUCGGCCGUUUUCGCCAAAAUCGUAAAAUAAGAAGGUUCGAGGAGUCUCAGUGAUAUAAUUUUAGUUAGACCUUCCUACGAAGGGGCUGUACAGAACAUAAUGUGAAUGUUUUUAAUAAAUGAAUGGCUCGAAAAGAAAUCUUCUUUUUGGUUUGAAUAAAUUACAAAAAAAUGUUAAAUCGGUAGCAAGGUAGGACAGUACAAAGACAAGAUUCCCGAAGAUUAAGAUUUAAAAUCUCGU
Molecule: messenger RNA, 8004 nt
Organism: Paramuricea clavata
Lineage: Eukaryota; Metazoa; Cnidaria; Anthozoa; Malacalcyonacea; Plexauridae
Source: the annotation of a GenBank genome assembly